Molecule: messenger RNA, 2348 nt
Organism: Gavia stellata (red-throated loon)
Lineage: Eukaryota; Metazoa; Chordata; Aves; Gaviiformes; Gaviidae
Gene: SEMA3G
Product: semaphorin 3G
Exons: 16
Coding region: 1-2319 (772 amino acids)
Biological process (GO): neural crest cell migration; negative chemotaxis; negative regulation of axon extension involved in axon guidance
Molecular function (GO): chemorepellent activity; semaphorin receptor binding
Source: RefSeq, a predicted model, not a curated record
AUGCGGGCGGCGGUGUCGGUGUCGGUGUGCUGGCUGGGGGCUGCGCUGCUGGCGGCCGGGCGCAGCCUGCCCCGGCUCCGCCUGCCCUACCGCGAGCUUUUGAGCACCAAUCGCUCUGUCCUCUUCUUCGGCCACCGAGGCUUCCUGGGUUUCCGCUCCCUCUACCUGGAUGAGUACCGUGACCGGCUCUUCAUCGGGGGGAAGGAUGCGCUCUACUCCCUGCUCCUGGACGGGGCCAACGCAGAUGCCAAGGAGAUCUACUGGCCGCCUCUCCCUGGGCAGACGGAGGAGUGUUUUCAGAAGGGGAAGGACCCAGGGACCGACUGUGCCAACUACAUCCGUGUGCUGCACCCCUACAACCGGACGCACUUGCUGGCCUGCGGGACGGGCGCCUUCCACCCCGUCUGUGCCUUCAUCUACGUGGGGCACCGUGGCGAGCACGCCUUCAGCCUGGACCCCGCCAGCGUGGAGACCGGCCGGGGCAGGUGCCCGCACGAGCCCAGCCGCGCUUUCGCCAGCACCAUCAUUGGCGGAGAGUUGUACGCCGGCCUCACUGCAGAUUUCUUGGGCCGUGAUCCUGGCAUCUUCCGCAGCACGGGGACCCGCUCCGCCUUGCGCACCACAGUGGACCAGCGCUUACUCAAUGACCCCAAAUUCGUGGCAGCCCACUUGAUCCCGGACAACAAUGACAGGGACAACGACAAAGCCUAUUUCUUCUUUACGGAGAAGGUGGUGGAGGCAGACAGCAAGGAGCACACCAUCGUCAGUCGGGUGGCACGGGUCUGCGUGAACGAUGCUGGUGGCCAGAGGGUGCUGGUUAACAAGUGGAGUACCUUCAACAAAGCCCGGCUGGUGUGCUCCGUCCCCGGCCCCGGUGGCAUUGACACCCACUUCGAUGAGCUGGAGGAUGUCUUCUUGCUGAGGAUGAAGGAUGGGAAGAGCCCGGAGAUCUACGCCCUCUUCAGCACCACCAGCCAUGUCUUCCAGGGCUCCGCUGUCUGUGUGUACCGCAUGGCUGACAUCCGGGAGGUCUUCAACGGACCCUUCGCCCACCGGGAGAGCUCCCACCACCAGUGGAGCAUCUACGAGGGCAGGGUGCCCUACCCGCGGCCGGGCGUGUGUCCCAGCAAGACCACCAACCAGCCCCGGCGGCAGUACGGCACCACCAAGGACUUCCCCGAUGAGGUGCUGCACUUCGCCCGCGCUCACCCCCUCAUGUACAAGCCCGUGUACCCCUGGCACCGCCAGCCCCUCCUAGUGAAGACCGACCUGCCCCACCGCCUGCGCCAGCUUGUGGUGGAUCGGGUGGAGGCCGAGGACGGGCAGCACGACGUCCUCUUCCUUGGGACGGAUGCCGGCUCGGUGCUGAAGGUGGUGGUCCUGCAGAAGACAAGCUCGGCCAUGACUGAGGAAGUUGUCCUGGAGGAGCUGCAGGUUUUUAAGGCACCUGUGCCCAUCACCCAGAUGGAGAUCUCCGUCAAGCGCCAAACACUCUACGUGGGCUCCAGCGUGGGGGUGGCCCAGGUACGGCUGCACCGGUGUGAGACCUACGGCACGGCUUGUGCCGAAUGCUGCCUGGCCAGGGAUCCCUACUGCACCUGGGACGGCACCGCCUGCACCAGCUACCAGCCCUCUGGCAAGCGCCGCUAUCGCCGCCAGGAUGUCCACCAUGGCAGCCCUGUGCACCAGUGCCUGGACCAGAACCUGACUGUGGACGAUUUUGAGAGCGUUGAGGAGAAGGUGCUUUAUGGGGCAGAGGACAACAGCACCUUCCUGGAGUGUGUGCCCCGGUCCCCGCAGGCCAGCGUGCAGUGGUUCGUCCAGAGGCCCCCCGACGAGCAGCGGGACGAGGUGAAGAUGGAUGAGCGGAUCCUGCAGACGGAGCAAGGGCUGCUCUUCCGCAAGCUGCACCGCCAUGAUGCUGGCGUCUACUACUGCAAGACGCUGGAGCACGGCUUCACCCAGACGGUGGCCAAGACGGCAUUGGAGGUGAUCACCAGCGAGCAGCUGGCACACACCUUCCCCCAGGAGCGGGGGGAUGCGCCCCAGCGCCUGCCUUGUCCUGAGCCCCGGCUGGCACCACAGGCUCCCAAAACCUGGUUCAAGGACAUCAUGCACCUCAUCAGCUCCCAAAACCUGCGGCGGGUGGAGGAGUACUGUGCCCGCCUCUGGUGCGGCAGCAGCCGCCCCCACCACCGCAAGAGCAAGCUGGCCCAGACCAAGCAUGCCCUGGCUGGCGUGGAUGUGGGCAAGAAGGGACGGACGGCCAAACCCCAUGGCGAGAGGAACCGCGUGCCCCGGCAAGCGGCGGCCACUUAGAGAGGGCAGCGUAAUGGAUGUGGGGUGGC